Colletotrichum spaethianum is the source of this 2139-nucleotide messenger RNA. Its product is annotated as acetoacetyl-CoA synthetase. The record is from RefSeq and is a predicted model, not a curated record. Gene Ontology annotation, biological process: lipid metabolic process. The coding region runs from base 1 to 2139 and encodes 712 amino acids. Gene Ontology annotation, cellular component: cytosol. Lineage: Eukaryota; Fungi; Ascomycota; Sordariomycetes; Glomerellales; Glomerellaceae. The transcript has 5 exons. Gene Ontology annotation, molecular function: acetoacetate-CoA ligase activity.
AUGGACACAGCCGAGAUACCCCGCAAGCUCUGGCAGCAUCCGGACCCCCAGAACACGCAAAUGUACCGAUUCUUGCAAUCAGUGAAUUCUACCUUCAACCUCAAGAUCAAGACCUUUGAAGACCUUCACAACUGGGCCGUAGCCAACCGCGCCAGCUUCUACGGCCAUCUUUUCACCUACGCCAACUUCAUUCACGAGGGGCGUCCGACAUCGGUCGUGGACGAAUCGCUGCCGAUAGACGCCGUCCCUAAGUGGUUCCCUGGAGUGCAUCUGAACUGGGCUGAGAACCUCCUCUUCUCUCGAAAUGCUUCCGACACCAUCGACCACCACGGCACCGCUGGAAAGGAGGACGAUAAAGUCGCCGUCACCGAGGUCCGGGAGGGCAAUCAAGGCGACGUGCGGAACCUUACCUGGGGACAGCUUCGUCAGGAUGCGGGGAAUCUAGCAGCCGCCAUGAAAGCGCGGGGCGUCACGCAGGGAGACCGUAUCGUCCUUGUUGGCGCCAACUCCAUCGAGACGCUUCUUGUCUUCACGGCAGCGACCUGGCUCGGUGCCAUCUUCAGCAGCUCGUCGACAGAUAUGGGCGUCAAGGGCAUCUUGCAGAGAACCACCCAGGUCGACCCCAAGACGUUGCUGACUGGCCAGUUCAUCUUCUUUGACGACGCCACGGUGUAUAACGGCAAGACAGUCGACCUAAGAGACAAGAUGGCCGAAGUCGCCUCGGGAAUGGGCUCCUGUCCCUCCUUCUCCGGCCUUAUCUCCAUCCCGCGCUUCUCGAAACCGUACGAAGUGACCUCAUCCAAGACCGAGACAUGGUCCAGCUUCCUCGGCUCUCCAUCCGCACCGCCACCCUUCACUCGCAUUCCGUUCCACGCCCCGUUCCUCAUCUACUACUCCUCCGGCACGACGGGUAUCCCCAAAGCCAUCGUUCACACCGUCGGUGGCGUCAUGCUGAGCAGCUUCAAAGAGGGGCGUCUGCACGAGAGUAUAUCGCCAGAGUCUGUGUGUCUUCAGUACACCACCACCGGCUGGAUCAUGUACCUCAGUAACGUAUCGGCGUUGUUGGCCGGGGCCCGCAUCGUCAUGUACGACGGCUCGCCCUUUGUUCCUGAUCUGACGUCCUUCAUCCGGAUCCUUGGGGAGCAGCGCGUGACGAAGCUAGGUACCAGCCCGAGGUGGAUGUACGAGGUGGCCAAAAACAAGAUCAGCCCGCGGGAGGUGACAGACCUCAGCUCGCUGCAGAUCGUGACCAGCACAGGCAUGGUUUUAUCGAAUCAGUUAUUUGAGUGGUUCUACGAUGCUGGCUUCCCGAAGCACGUCCAUCUGGCUAAUCUCUCAGGCGGCACGGACAUUGCUGGCUGUUUUGGUAUGGAGAACCCCCUCGACCCCGUGUACGUUGGCGGAACACAGGGCCCCUCUCUUGGUGUGCCCAUUGCCAUCUACGAUGCCCAACUCCAGAACGGAUCGGGCAAGGCAGUACCCCACGGAACACCUGGGGAGCUUGUUGCAACGGCCGCCUUUCCCAACAUUCCGUGCUAUCUCUGGGGAGAUGCUGCUGCGACGUCAUCGUCCCCAACAAGCUUUGCCUCAGCAACCCCGGGGACGAAGUACCACUCGGCAUAUUUCGCCCGCUUCAACCACGUCUGGGCUCACGGCGACUUCUGCUCUAUCCACCCCAAAACGGGCAACAUCUCAUUCCUGGGACGUGCUGACGGCGUGCUGAACCCGAGCGGCAUCCGGUUCGGCAGCGCCGAGAUCUACGCCGUCAUUGAGCGGAACUUUUCCAGCAGGGUCGUUGAUAGCCUGUGUGUUGGGCAGAGAAGACCCAGCGAUGACGACGAGAGCGUUAUGUUGUUUCUUCUGAUGCGAGAGGGCGAGACCUUUGACCGAAGGCUGGUAGCAGAGGUCAAGGAUGCCAUAAAGAGGGAGCUGACGAAGAGACACGUGCCGCAAUAUGUCUUCCAGACGCCCGAGAUACCAACAACCGUGAACCUGAAGAAGGUGGAGCUGCCGGUAAAGCAGAUCGUGUCAGGCCACAACAUCAAGCCGAGUGGAACGCUGCUCAACCCACAGAGCCUGGACUUCUACUACCAGUUUGCCAAGAUUGAGGAGCUAACCGCCGGCAAAGAGAAACUGUAA